GAGGAGUCCUUGGACCACCUGGAAACACUGAAGCGUGAGAACAAGAACUUGCAACAGGAGAUUGCUGACCUCACGGAGCAGAUUGCCGAGGGAGGAAAGGCGAUUCAUGAGCUGGAGAAAGUCAAGAAACAGAUUGAGCAGGAGAAAUCUGAACUCCAAGCCUCCCUGGAGGAAGCUGAGGCCUCCCUGGAACAUGAAGAGGGGAAGAUCCUGCGCCUCCAACUUGAGCUAAACCAGGUGAAGUCGGAGAUUGACAGGAAGAUAGCAGAGAAAGAUGAGGAGAUUGACCAGAUGAAGAGAAACCACCUCCGAGUUGUGGAGUCCUUCACUGAGAUCAGGAGCAGGAAGGAAGCCCUGCGGCUGAAGAAGAAGAUGGAGGGAGACCUGAAUGAAAUGGAGAUCCAGCUGAGCCAUGCCAACCGCCAGGCUGCAGAGGCACAAAAGAACCUGAGAAAUGCACAAGCAGUGCUGAAGGAUACACAAAUACACUUGGAUGAUGCUCUCAGGUCACAGGAAGACCUGAAGGAGCAAGUGGCCAUGGUGGAGCGCAGAGCAAACCUGCUGCAGGCUGAAGUUGAGGAGCUCCGGGCAGCCCUGGAGCAGACGGAGCGGUCGAGGAAAGUGGCUGAGCAGGAGCUGCUGGAUGCAAGUGAGCGUGUGCAGCUCCUCCAUACCCAGAACACCAGCUUGAUCAACACCAAGAAGAAGCUGGAAACAGACAUUUCCCAAAUUCAGAGUGAAAUGGAGGAUACGAUCCAGGAAGCCCGCAACGCUGAAGAGAAGGCCAAGAAGGCCAUCACAGAUGCAGCCAUGAUGGCAGAAGAGCUGAAGAAGGAGCAGGACACCAGUGCUCACCUGGAGAGGAUGAAGAAGAACCUGGACCAGACAGUGAAGGACCUGCAGCACCGUCUGGAUGAGGCUGAGCAGUUGGCUCUGAAGGGAGGCAAGAAGCAAAUCCAGAAGCUGGAGGCCAGAGUGCGGGAGCUGGAAGGGGAGGGGGGUGCUGAGCAGAAGCGCGGCGCUGAAGCCGUGAAGGGUGUGCGCAAGUACGAGAGGAGGGUGAAGGAGCUGACCUACCAGUCUGAGGAAGAGAAUGUUCUCAGGCUGCAGGAUCUGGUGGACAAGCUGCAAAUGAAAGUGAAGUCCUACAAGAGGCAAGCUGAGGAAGCUGAGGAGCUGUCCAAUGUCAACCUCUCCAAGUUCCGCAAGAUCCAGCACGAGCUGGAGGAAGCCGAGGAGCGGGCUGACAUUGCAGAGUCGCAGGUCAACAAGCUCCGAGCGAAGAGCCGGGAGUUUCAUAAGAAGGUAGAAGAGGAGGAAUGAGGGUUUCAAGACUAAAAAGUGACCUGAGAGAUGCAUAAAAUGUAAAUCUCUGUGUUGCUUUCUUCUGUAACUGUCAUUUAUGUCUAGGCAAUAAAGAGAGUAGAGACCUUUGC
This is a messenger RNA of Tauraco erythrolophus (red-crested turaco), 1436 nucleotides long. The record is from RefSeq and is a predicted model, not a curated record. Lineage: Eukaryota; Metazoa; Chordata; Aves; Musophagiformes; Musophagidae.